Molecule: messenger RNA, 879 nt
Organism: Dentiscutata erythropus
Lineage: Eukaryota; Fungi; Glomeromycota; Glomeromycetes; Diversisporales; Gigasporaceae
Source: the annotation of a GenBank genome assembly
AUGACUUCAAUUUUUGUAGCCCUAUGUUUUAUUAAAACUAUCUCAGGAAGUGAAACAUGUAUUCACAGAAAUGCUGUUUACAGAACAAACAGUAACAAAGAAGAAUUUAGAAAAUUAACUUACAAAGGUUUUAUAAUCCAAGAAUUCUUAAUUACUGAGUUAGAAAAAAACUUCAUAGCUUUAAUGAUUGGGAGAUAUCUUACUUUAAUAAAAACCAUACCAAUUUCCACCUCCAAUGAUGAAAUCAAAAUUACUCCAGGUGACUUACUCUAUUCGUCUCUACUAUUACUAUUUUCUGCUUCUGUCAUUCCUAAUACCCACUUUUCCAACAAUAAAUUUGGCAAAGAAAGUCUUAUGCUUUCUAAAAAAUUGUAUAAUGGCGCUACUAGUUAUAAAAACAUAGAAACUGAAAUAAUUGUAUCUUAUACCAAUCAAAAUAGUCAAUAUAAUGUAUUAAAAGAUAAUCUAAAAAAAACAGUUCUUUCAGUAAUUAGAAGGUUAAAAAUUGGUGCAAAAAAAAUGCUUCAUAUUAUAGCCACAGAUAUCAAAUGGAACUAUGCUAGUAAUGAACAAACCUCUGAUAAUUCGAAUAAAGUAAAAGCAAAAGCUCAAGGUGACAUCAAUGACCAUCUCGAAAGUAUUAAAGAAAAGUAUACCAAAUUAAAUUCUUUCUCCUCAAAAAAAAAACAAUGCUCAAAUUUACUACCUACUUCUUCAUCAAAAGUACAAAAGACCGACCCUCAAAGCAAUAAUUCAAAAACCCAAAACGAUAAAUCUCUAGCUAAUAAUUUUUUACAAGCUAUAGGUCAAAUUAAAAAUAUUGGAACUGGACCUCAAAAUAAUAUUAUCAAUAACAAUAAUCUAUCUGCUCUCAAAUAG